CUUACCGUUCUGACCACCCUGCAUUUGUCAAAGAAUUACUUUCAAGGCAAUAUUCAUCAUGCAAUUGGAGAGCUCAGAUCACUCAUAUACCUUAAUCUAUCACACAACAGCUUUCUGGGCCUUAUCCCAUCAAAGUUCACAAGUUUGACUUAUCUUUCAUUUCUAAAUUUAUCAAGAAAUUCGUUUCACGAACCAAUACCAGGAGGUAACCAAUUUGGAACAUUCGAUAAUGCUUCUUAUGUUGGAAAUGAAGGGUUGUGCGGGAUACCAUUGUCCAAGAAGUGUGAAGGUGAUGACGAUGAUGGUCAUGAAGUUUUUGAACCUGAAUUCGAAUCCAAUGGAGCAUUGUUGGACUGGGUUUUCGCAGGGAUUGGAUACGGAUGUGGACUAGUAAUUGGGAUAUCGACGGCCUACAUGAUGUUCACUAUUGGAAAGCCGCAAUGGUUGUUGGAGAUGGUGGAGAAUUGA
Linum tenue is the source of this 468-nucleotide messenger RNA. The record is from the annotation of a GenBank genome assembly. NCBI's taxonomy places the organism in Eukaryota, Viridiplantae, Streptophyta, Magnoliopsida, Malpighiales, Linaceae.